Messenger RNA from Acanthoscelides obtectus, 2555 nucleotides. NCBI's taxonomy places the organism in Eukaryota, Metazoa, Arthropoda, Insecta, Coleoptera, Chrysomelidae. The record is from the annotation of a GenBank genome assembly.
UGCUGUAUGACAAUUGACAUCGCCCAUAAAUUUUGUGUUUUGUGAUGACGAGUAACCUCUUGACUCAAGUGGCUGUCUGCGUGUCAUGUUUUUGAUUCGCAAAGAUGGUCAUAGCCGGCACGAAAAAAUCUCCAAUUUCCAAGUUAAAUAGUAAAACAGGCAUAAGCAGUUUGAUCAUAUUCGUGAUUUUGCUGCUAGCAUGGAUCGCCGGCUUCUCCAGCAGACUCUUUGCCGUCAUACGGUUCGAGAGUAUCAUUCACGAAUUCGAUCCCUGGUUCAACUACCGAGCUACAGCUUAUAUGGUAAAAAAUGGCUUUUACAACUUUCUGAAUUGGUUUGACGAGCGAGCUUGGUACCCACUAGGUCGAAUUGUAGGUGGUACAGUCUAUCCUGGCCUUAUGCUUACCUCAGGCAGCAUUCAUUAUGUACUGCAUUUACUACACAUAAAUGUCCACAUUCGAGAUAUUUGUGUGUUUUUAGCACCUGUUUUCAGCGGAUUGACAGCAAUCUCAACAUACUUCCUGACAAAGGAAUUAUGGUCUGCUGGAGCAGGUCUGUUUGCAGCCUGUUUCAUAGCCAUAGUGCCAGGUUACAUUAGCAGAUCGGUAGCAGGGAGCUACGAUAAUGAAGGUAUUGCAAUUUUCGCAUUGCAGUUUACAUACUACCUUUGGAUCAAGUCUGUGAAGACGGGGUCAAUCUUUUGGGCUGUGGCUGCUGCCCUAUCGUAUUUUUAUAUGGUAUCAGCAUGGGGCGGCUACGUAUUCAUCAUAAACCUGAUCCCUCUACACGUGUUUGUAUUAUUAUUGAUGGGUAGAUAUUCUAAUAAAUUAUUUGUUAGUUACACGACGUUCUAUAUUCUUGGACUGAUUCUGUCAAUGCAGAUUCCUUUCGUUGGAUUCCAGCCGAUACGUACUAGCGAGCAUAUGGCUGCCGGAGGUGUUUUUGCAUUGAUGUUUGCCGUGUGUUUCCUGAAACACUUGCAGUCAGUCACAUCAAAGUCUGAAUUUAAAUCGCUAGUCAUAUUUGGUACACUUAUUGCAGCAAGUGUAGUAUUUUUAGCUGUUGUACUUCUCACUUACGCUGGAUAUAUUGCUCCGUGGAGCGGAAGGUUCUACUCUCUUUGGGAUACAGGCUAUGCGAAAAUUCACAUCCCAAUUAUCGCCUCAGUAUCUGAACAUCAACCUACCACGUGGUUUUCGUUCUUCUUCGAUCUUCACAUCUUAGUUUCGACAUUCCCUGCUGGGCUGUGGUAUUGCAUCAAAAACAUCAACGAUGAAAGAGUAUUCGUUGUUUUGUAUGCCUUGAGUGCGGUAUAUUUUGCCGGCGUAAUGGUAAGACUGAUGUUAACUCUGACGCCCGUUGUUUGCAUUUUGAGUGGCAUCGCUUUUUCAAACCUGAUAGAAUUCUAUUUGAGAGAGGAUGAUAACGGCAGGGUAGAAGAAAGCGAAGAGGAAGAGCACGGAACGCCUAGCAAACGUCUGUAUGACAAGGCCGGUCGCGUACCGAAAAUGAAGCACGAGCAACAAAAAGAAUCUGAAAGCAGUAACGCGAUAGGAGCCAACUUACGCAGCAUAGUAUCGGUAGUAGUACUGCUGCUUCUGAUGCUGUUUGCUGUUCAUUGCACUUGGGUGACCAGUAAUGCGUACUCGAGUCCGAGUGUGGUGCUGGCCAGUUACGGGGCCGACGGUUCCAGGCAGAUAUUGGACGAUUUCAGGGAGGGAUACUAUUGGCUGUCGCAGAAUACGGACGAUAGCGCCAGGGUUAUGAGCUGGUGGGAUUAUGGCUAUCAAAUAGCUGGAAUGGCGAAUCGGACGACUUUAGUAGACAACAACACGUGGAACAACAGUCAUAUCGCGUUGGUGGGAAAAGCGAUGUCUUCAAACGAAACUGCUGCUUACGAGAUCAUGACUAUGCUGGACGUGGACUACGUAUUGGUCAUUUUCGGUGGAGUUAUCGGAUAUUCUGGGGAUGAUAUCAACAAGUUUUUGUGGAUGGUGAGAAUCGCUGAGGGCGAGCAUCCAAAGGAUAUCAAGGAAAGCGACUAUUUCACCGAACAAGGCGAGUUCCGAGUAGACGCCGAGGGUUCUCCCACCCUGUUGAACUGUCUGAUGUAUAAAUUGAGCUACUACCGCUUUGGAGAACUGAAGCUGGACUACCGUUCCCCAGCCGGUUUCGACAGAACCAGGAAUGCUGUCAUCGGCAACAAGGAUUUCCAAUUGACGUAUCUCGAAGAGGCCUACACCACCGAGCACUGGCUUGUCAGAAUAUACAGGGUGAAAAAGAAGGACGAAUUUAACCGCCCGCGGAUACCAGUAGCAGGUCGUGUGGUCAAAUCGCCUAAUUUUGUGUCGAAGAAGAGCACCAAGCGCAAAAAAGGCACUAUUAAAAACAAACCGGUAGUUGUGAAAGGCAAGAGAACGUCUGUGAAUCAGUAAAUAAGAACGUAAAGAAAAAGUGUGUAUGUGCUGUACGUAAAAACAUAGUUGAUUGUUUUGUUGUUGUUUUCUUAUGACAUACUUUACCACGAAAUUCAUAUAAAAUGUUUAAAAACAGCA